AUGUUGCUUACCCUGGCCAUCAUGCGCGUCUCGAUCGCAGGCCUCACCCUGUUGCCCCUGGUCAAAGCGAUGGCCUUUGGUGCAACCUUUGGCACAACAUUUGACGCGAUCGACGACGCUACGAGCGCACGCUUUUCUGACUUUGACUGGGACGCUGUCGAACCAAAGGCCGAGCUGGAGUACCACGACUGCUACAACGAGUACAAGUGCGCGCGCCUCGAGGUGCCGCUCGACUGGAAGAAUGAGUCGGACACGCGCAGGGCGACAAUCGCCAUCAUGAAGCUGCCUGCCGUUGUAGGCGAGGAUGACCCGGCAUUUGGUGGUUCCGUCUUCACGAACCCAGGUGGCCCUGGCGGUUCCGGCGUGCAAUUCAUCCCACGCAUAGCGCAUCAUUUGCAGAAGACGAUGGACAAGCCGGGCAAAAAGCACUAUGAGAUCAUCUCCUUCGACCCUCGCGGCGUAGGUCAGAGCACACCGGCCGCAGACUGCUACUCGGGUAACAUCCUGGCCAGGCAGGGCACGUCGCUCGAGACCCGUGGUACCCUUGGCCUGGGCGGUUCGCCCGAGUCCCUAGCCUACAACUACGCUCUCACAAAGGCCACCAACAGGAGGUGUUCCCGCGCGGAUGAGCUGGUUGAGGAAAGCAUCUUCAAGUACAUUGGCACACCCAACGUCGUGCGCGACAUGGUGGAGAUGGUAGAUCAGAUCGAUGCACUGCGGAGCAAGGAAGCUGCCACCCGCGGCCAGAGUUGGCUGGAGCUCAAGAAGCGGAGUGGCAGCGGCAACGACGAGACACCGCGUCUGCAGUACAUUGGGUUCUCGUACGGCACCGUGUUGGGCAAUUACUUUGCGUCCAUGUAUCCCGGCCGGGUGCAUCGCGUCAUCCUCGACAGCGUGUGCGAUAUCGAAGACUACGCCCAUGGCCCGGGGUGGCUCACCAGCCUUCGAUACAUGGAUCCCCUUUUUGAUGAGUUUUUCAAGGGGUGCUACGAAGCAGGACCUGAGUACUGCGAGCUCGUGCGCGAGGAUGACGCCUCUUGGACAGACAUUUCCCGCCGUGUCUGGGACUACCUGGUAUCCCUCGACGAGUUGCCCUUGGGUCUGAUCGGACCCAACGACGUCAAUGCCGUGAUCACCGGGUCUGACGUCCGCGGCUUGAUUGGUAGUAUGAUGUAUUCGCCCAUCGAGACAUUCAAAUUGCUGGCCCAUGUGCUCGAUCGCUCCAUGGAUGGCGAGUUAGAGGAGCUCGUAGACAUGCUCGCGGGCAGCGCGAUUCCUAAUCUCGAAACGGGGUGCUCAGCUUUCGAUGCGCCAGCCAACAAGACAACCAACCUCCUUAACAGACGCGAUGUGCUCUAUUCAGUCAUCUGUCAAGACGGCGAGGAUGUCACAGACAAGGAUCUGGCUUACUGGCACAAGUACGUCAAAGAGAUGCGGAGUACGUCCAGGCUCUGGGGUGACAUGUGGGCUAGCCUUCGUUUCGCCUGCUCCAGCUGGCCCUUUGAGUCGAAUUGGAAGUUCAACGGCCCCUUUACCACGCCAAAGGCCGAUCCUGCGCUGUCGGAGGGCAACCCUUCGGCGCCCUUGCUGUUCCUGGCCAACCGUUUCGACCCUGUCACGCCCGUGACGUCUGCGCGCGCCAUGGCGCACGCGCACAAUGAUGCGCAGCUGAUCGUCUUCGAGUCAAUGGGCCACGGUGUCGCAGGGGGCGCCCGCAGCGAGUGUCUCGCCAAGCACCUGGCCGAGUACAUGGAUACGGGCAAAGUGCCUGACGAGGAGACAAUCUGCGAACCAGAGUGUGGACCGUGGAGUGAUGUGUGCGAGACGUACCAGGCGACUUCCCAGACUUUUUCCAUGGACUACCCGCUAUCCAGGAUGGUGGUAGUCGGUGAUCAAAGCGCUGGAAAGUCCAGCGUCCUCGAGUCCUUGACUGGCUUUCACCUCCCUCGUUCCGUGAGCCUGUGCACCCGCCAUGCCACGGAAAUUAUUUGUCGUCGCGAGGACAGCCAGAGCGUCACCGUGUCCAUUGUCCCGCACUCUUCAGACACCAAGGAUCUGGAGAGGGCACAGACGUUCCGCCGCACUCUCGAAACACUUCAGGAAGAUGGUUUCGAGUCCAUUUUUGAAGAGGCAGCUGAGAUCAUGGGAAUCGACCUCGGCAAAGAUAAGGCCAAGGCUGGCAGUGUUUUCAGCAGGGACAUCCUCCGCGUGGAAAUCAGCGGCCCCAAUGAGCAGCACCUCACUGUCAUUGAUGUCCCGGGCAUGUUUGAAAACGAAACACCUGGGCUCACGACGACGUCGGACAUUGAGCUGGUCGUGGUGGACCUUGUCAACGGGAAGCGCCGUGAUCUCGCUCUUGGAUAUUGCGUUGUCAAGAACAGAGGCGCGGACGACAGCUCCACCGGCAUCGAGGAGAGGCAUUGGAAGGAGAAGGUCUUCUUUGCAGAACGCCCAUGGAGUGCUCUGCCUGAUGAUCGACUGGGCAUUCCGGCACUACGCGCUCGCAUCCACGGGCUCCUCAUGAGCCGCACGAAGAGCGAGAUCCCCAAGGUGAAAGACGAAAUCUCCGCCCGCCUCAAGACCAAGAAGCAGCUUCUGGAAGCAAUGGGCGCGUCUCACUCCACCCCAGAGGAACAGAGGGCUCUGCUCGGCAGGGUCGCCUCUCGUUUUGUUCAGCUGAAGCUCUAUGCUCUGGACGCGUACUACACGCGCGACACUGUCUUCCAAGAGCAGCCUGGUCUGAAGCUCAUCACCCGCAUGCGCGAGCUCAAUGAAGUCUUCUCCAAGACUUUGUACGGAGCAGGACACACGCGCAUCUUUGUUGGUGAGAUUAGCUCCUCAUCGCUCCCGAAAGGCCAUCAGGUGAAUGGUGGUGGGACGACUCUUGAGCCGGAAGUCAACAGCAUGUUCGCCUCUGAGGACGGUGAGGACGGUGAGCCUGGAGGGGGAACCGUCCGCGAUGGCUACUACUGCGUCGACUGCACCUUUACCAUUCCCGAUGACGAACUGAGCGAAUUGGACACCGUCUUGGCCGAACCUUACGAUUGUAUUGCACCCUUGGAAGACGACAUCCUCCAGCACAUUGAAGAGGAGUACCUCACGUCUCGCGGGUACGAGCUGGGCACUUUUGGUGCCGAAGUCGUGUCCGGCAUUUUCAAGGAACAGGCCAAGAAGUGGCGGCCCCUGACGCGCGCUCAUGUCUCCAAUGCUAUCCUUGUUGUAGAUCGCUUCAUCAAGUCUAAUCUUGAGGUAGCCUGCCCCGAGGAGACGAUCCGCUCCUCGCUGUGGAUGUUUGUCAGCGACGAGCUGCUGCAGCGCUACCAGGCUGCCAUGGAGCACACGGAGCUCCUGCUCGGCGUCGAGUUCCAGGGGCGGGCAAUGACCUACAACCCUGCGUUUGAGAAGGCUCUCGCCCGCACCAAGACUGAGCGUGUCAAGAACCUGCAUGCCGAGGAAAAGACACUCUUGUCCUGGGACAGACAGGACUAUGUGCUCUCGGACACUGCCGUCGCAGAUAAGCUGACUUCGCUCUUCAACAAACACAUUGGGGGCAACGACCCGACCAAGAAAACGCGUCAGGAUAUCCACGACGUACUCCACGAGUACUACAAGAUUGCACGUGAUCGGUUCGUGGACGUUGUCUGCCAGCAGGUGGUGGACCACUGCCUUCUCUUUGGGCCUCGCAGCCCCCUCUCCGCGCUGAGUGACCAACUCGUUCUGCAGAUGAAGCCUGCGGAACUUGAGGACGUGGCCGGUGAGGACGUUGCUGAUCGCGACCGCCGUGAGGCGCUGACGCGGGACAUUGAUGGACUGAACAAGGCUCUGAAGAUUCUGCGCUUCUAA
This is a messenger RNA of Emericellopsis cladophorae, 3843 nucleotides long. Its product is annotated as putative hydrolase. NCBI's taxonomy places the organism in Eukaryota, Fungi, Ascomycota, Sordariomycetes, Hypocreales, Bionectriaceae. Gene Ontology annotation, cellular component: microtubule; membrane; cytoplasm. The transcript has 4 exons. The record is from RefSeq and is a predicted model, not a curated record. Gene Ontology annotation, molecular function: GTPase activity; microtubule binding. Bases 1 to 3843 code for a protein of 1280 amino acids.